Molecule: messenger RNA, 1575 nt
Organism: Lotus japonicus
Lineage: Eukaryota; Viridiplantae; Streptophyta; Magnoliopsida; Fabales; Fabaceae
Product: transcription factor IIIA-like
Exons: 6
Coding region: 206-1285 (359 amino acids)
Biological process (GO): regulation of transcription by RNA polymerase II
Cellular component (GO): nucleus
Source: RefSeq, a predicted model, not a curated record
AACAAAGUGAAAAUUAUACGCAGUCUCAAAACGACAUCGUAUAUAAAUCUAUAUGUUUCACAGUUGCCGCUAACCCUAGUCUCACUCUCGCAUCCUCAGCUUCCCCAAGCUGCGCAUUCUCUCGCCCCAGAAAUCUCAAUCUUCACAUCAAUUCCCAGAAUCGUUGCAAUCUCCACCAGUUUCCCUUAUCCUUCCAUCACCAAAGAUGGUUGAAUCUAUGGAAUCUGAAGAAAUCCCCAAAUUCCAUGAUAUUAGACGCUAUUUCUGUGAAUACUGCGGUAUCUGCAGAUCCAAAAAAACCCUCAUCACAGCUCACAUCAAUUCACACCACAAGGAGGAGGUGGAAAAAAGAGUUGAAGGAGAAUCUGAAACAGAGGCUUCAAAGCCUAAAACUUGUGAGCAAUGUGGUGCUAGUUUCAAAAAACAUGCCUACUUGUUGCAGCACAUGCGAAGUCAUUCGGCUGAGAGGCCAUAUGUGUGUACUGUUGAUGAUUGUAAGGCAAGUUACAGAAGAAAGGACCACUUGACUCGCCACCUUUUACAGCACCAGGGGAAAACUUUCAAGUGUCCUAUUGAGAAUUGCAACAGUAGCUUCUCUAUACAAAGCAAUUUGAAAAGACAUGUCGAUGAGCUUCACGAUGGCAAGUCUACCUCUACUUGUGUUGAAAGUCAGAAGCAGUAUGUGUGUCCAGAAGUUGGCUGUGGAAAGGUUUUCAGAUAUGCAUCAAAGCUACGGAAGCAUGAAGAUUCUCAUGUUAAGCUGGACUCAGUUGACGUCGUGUGCUUAGAACCUGGAUGCAUGAAACAUUUCACUAAUGCCCAGUGUCUUAGAGACCAUGUUAAGUCCUGCCAUCAAUACGUGACUUGUGACAUUUGUGGGACUAAGCAACUGAAGAAGAAUUUGAAGAGGCACCUCCGUGCACAUGAAGCCGGCAGUUCAUCAGAGUUGUUUCAAUGUGAAUAUGAGGGUUGUGACUGUACAUUCUCAUCAAAACCUAAUCUUCACACGCAUGAGAAGGCUGUGCACUUCAAAGAAAAACCUUAUGUGUGUGGGUUUCCUGAUUGUGGCAUGAGAUUUGCAUACAAACAUGUGAGAGAUAACCAUGAACAAACUGCCAAACAUGUUUUUACCCUUGGGGAUUUUGAAGAAGCUGAUGAACAAUUCAGGUCUAGGCCCAGAGGAGGGAGAAAGAGAGUAUGCCCUACUGUUGAAAUGUUAAUUAGGAAGAGAGUUACCCCACCAAGUCAAUUAGAGAGCUGGUUACAUAUGCAGGAUAGUGAAUAAGAUUCCCUGCGCUUUAUGUGUUCGUAACCAUUUUCCAAAUUGAAUUAGGCAAAAGGUAAAUCUAAUGGCCUUGGCUUGUUUUCACUUUGUGCAUUGAAUAGAAGUUAUACAUAUAUUAAAGAUCAUGGUUAGUGUUACAUAUAUAGGAUUCGAACAACAAUGUACUGUGAUGAUCGCGAGUUAGUGUCAAAUUAUGAUGUAUUUGCAUCAGAUUCAAUGAUAGCCAAUCUGCAAGAAGUACACUGUGAUUAUUAUCUUAAUGUAUAGAAAAAUGAAAUAUUGUUCUCUCC